AUGCCGCUUGCCAGGCAUCUCUGCUUGCUCCUCUGCAUGGGAGUCGCGAAUGGAUUCCGCCCCAACCACGAAUCCGGGGACAUCGCUCCAUCUGACUUCACGGAUGCUGAUAUCACGGAAAUAGGAGUGCUGCGGGCUGUGGCCUGGUACCUGGAGAGGAACCCCUUGCCCGGAAAACCUCCCAUGAGCCCCGGGCAGCUAGAAAAUAUGGUGCCGCUGAACGCUACUGGGCUCUUCAAGGCUUAUUUCCAAGCUGACAUCUCUCCCAGCCGGUUAAUCAAAGCCAUCCAGGAAAUUGUUAAUGGGAAUAACCAAGUGGAGAGGUACCACAAACAUGACAGCAGCUUCUUCUUCUAUUGCGAAGAGAUCCCCAAAAGUAUCAAGCAACUCCAAAACCUGCAGGAAUCUGUGCUGUCUGCCAUGAAAGGUACCGUGAACUCAUCAGGUUUGGCAUCGGCUCGUCUAAGUGCCGGGAUGGCUCUCCAUGUGCAGCAGAAAUUCUACAGCAACACCAACUGGGUGGAGAUGAGGAAAGGAGAAACUUACAGACACCUGUUGAGCCCGACAAGUCCUGCUUUCCCCGUUGCCCCAGCCUCUAUGGAAACCUGCCGUGACUGCAUCCCAGAACCAAGAAACCAGUACCGGUGUGAGGAAAACAUAUUAGUGAAUGGCCUGCUCACUAGUGGAUAUAAGGUAUCAUCAACAUGCAGGAUGAAACAAAGGGGCAAAUGUGGACAUGGUGGGAGAGAUGAUGUGACCCAAAGUUUUCCUCCCACUGGCGGCAUCAACAAAGAGACUUCAAACCCCCUGCUCUCCCCACACUAUUACUUCCACCAGCAAGCAGCUGAAUUAGCCAUCCAAGCAACAAGGGACUUCUUUGUAGGAGAUGGACCUAGUCUCAUUAACCAGAUAGGCCAUGAUACGUUCAAGGCCUUUUUGAACUUGGAAGGCUACUCCCUCACCUUUGUGAUAGAUACAACGGGCAGCAUGUCAGAGGAAAUCCAGCAGGUCAAAACAACAUGCAUCAAAAUGCUCCAGAACUAUUUUGGCUCCCCGGAUGCUCCCUUUAACUACAUUGUUGUGCCCUUCAAUGACCCAGCUGUUGGCCCAGUCUUUCAGACUGAUAAGGUGGAUGAGAUGGAGGCCUUUAUCUCGAGCCUCCGUGUUAGUGGUGGUGGUGACUGCCCAGAAAUGUCCAUGACUGGUCUAAAGUUGGCUCUGCAAGAGAGCUUGCCAAGAUCCAAGAUUUUCACCUUUACUGAUGCUGACGCCAAAGAUGAAUCACUGCUGGAUGAAAUCAAAGCCCUGAUUGAUUCCUCACAGUCUGAGGUGAACUACUUCCUCACAGGGAGUUGUUCCAGCCGGAAACGCAGAAGCACUGAAGAAGAAUUUGAGGCAUCUGAGAGAAGUUACGCUAAUGUCUACGAAGAAAUAGCUGCUCAUUCUGAUGGCUUCUGUGUUCGGACCAGCAAAAGGGAGCUCAGCCAAAUGCUACCCCUAAUGGAGACUUCCCUGAACUCUGCCCCUGUUAAGGUGGCCCGUGGUCAUAUGGAAGGGACUCAUUUCCAUUUUGCAGUAGAAAGCAGCCUCGUGAAUUUGCUUGUUUCCGUGGCCAGACCAAACUACGGCAUCAUAACCAGCAUCACCCUGAAGCUGCCCUCAGGUGAGCACCUCACAUCUGCUCAGAUGCUGGUCGACACAGACACCCACAAGCUGCUGAAGGUGCCUUCCAUCGAGGAAUACGGGCUGUGGACGUUGAUCGUGUCUCCCGGAGGUUCCGCUGAAGUGGAAGUCAGGGGCAAGAGCUUGCUGGAUUUUUCUUACCAGAUUAUGGAAGAGCAGGAGGGAUACGUGCUUCCAGUCCAGGGACGCCCUGUAAAAGGUGAAAACUACACGGUCUCCCUUAAGCUCAUGGGAGAUACUGGAGGUGUUCAGCUCAAGCGCCUGGUUGUUCUCUCUAGCCAAGGGACCCCAAUAGACUCCGUUGAUUUGAACCAAAGUAUGGAUGCCCUCGGCAACCUCUUUGCCACCGCUUUCCUUCCCUUACGUGCUUCGGACAGCAUGUUGAGUUUGGAAGGUGUGUCUUCAAGCCAUCUGCCCUUUACACGAAUCAGCAGUAGCCACAUCAUCACAGAGUCCGUGAAAAUCGUCCUCUUGCCAGACCAAAGCAGCACCAUGUCACCAGGAGAGACCUUGGACAUCUCCGUCCUAGUGAUGAAUGACGGGGCAGCCUCAUCAUUCACAUUUAAGAUCUGGGACGAUCUGGGUUUGAUGAGGACUUUCAGCCCAGAAGAAAGUUUCAUAGAUUCCGGAGAGAACGUCACAGUCACCGCAACCUUUGCGGCCGCUGCAGAGAGUGACAGCUUUGCCUCCAGCAUUGCUACAUUCAUGGCCAAGGGUUCAGCUGCACAGAACUACCUGAAACUGCCCAUUACUGUCAUCCCUCAGGCGGCCCUGGAAACAGACGAGACCCCGCCAGUCCACAAGGUUGUUGAGUUUUAUAUUCAAUGUGUGGGCGACAUGCAGAACCGACCGGGUUGCAAUCAGAAGAACUGGCAUGUGAGGUUUUCGGCAAAGGAUGCUCAAAGCGCAGUCACUGUCCAAACCAACACAAAUCCUUCUGGCCUGUCUUGCAGCCCUCAAGGGACUUCUGGUAACAAGGAAGUCACCUGUGACUAUCAAGCAACCUGCUGCUCACCUGAUGCUGAGGUCCUGAUCAGUGAUGAAAAUGGGAACACGGACACUUUCACAAUGGACUACAGGAAAUUCCACUCUCUGACAGCCAAGUCUUCAGUGGGUGCCAGCAAAAGGCAGCCCGCUAUCACUUGCCAGGGCUGCAAACCUUUGCCCACUGCCCUGGGAGGUGACCUGGGCAUGGACAGGAGCACCACGUAUGCCAGCAGGAAAAUCCCCCAGAGCUGGCUGGAAGCCUUCUGGAUCCAGGGGCAGACCACCUGA
Varanus komodoensis (Komodo dragon) is the source of this 2958-nucleotide messenger RNA. RefSeq names its product von Willebrand factor A domain-containing protein 7-like. The transcript has 19 exons. Lineage: Eukaryota; Metazoa; Chordata; Lepidosauria; Squamata; Varanidae. The record is from RefSeq and is a predicted model, not a curated record. Bases 1 to 2958 code for a protein of 985 amino acids.